AUGAUGAAGAGCGAGGAUCACUCAGCCAUUAAUGUACCUGAAUCAAGCGCUGUUGAGAAAGGCAAAGCGCCGCUCAUUGCCACCGCGAGGGAGGAAAAGAGCGGAUUCAAGAAAGGAUUAGGUAUUGCCGACUUCCUUCUCAGACUAGGAGCCAUUAUUGCAGCUUUAGCUGCCGCUGCCACCAUGGGAACCAGUGAUGAAACUCUUCCUUUCUUCACUCAAUUCUUUCAGUUCGAAGCCAGUUAUGAUGACCUCCCCACAUUUAUGUUUUUUGUGAUUGCAAUGGCACUAGUCGGCGGAUAUCUCGUCCUUUCCCUCCCUUUCUCCAUAGUCACCAUCGUCCGCCCUCAUUCAGUUCCGCCCAGACUUCUCCUAUUCAUUUUGGACACUGUGGCAUUAACUUUGACGACUGCAGCCGGUGCGGCGGCGACUGCCAUAGUCUACUUGGCUCACAAUGGGAACCCAAACACGAACUGGCUAGCCAUCUGCCAACAAUUCGGUGAUUUUUGCCAGAAAGUGAGCGGAGCUGUGGUGGCAUCCUUCGUUACUGUUGUGGUUUUCAUCUUGUUGAUUCUACUGUCUGGUUUUGCCCUCAAAAAGCACUGAAAAAAGGGAACAGAUUGUUGAAGAAAACAAGCACAAGAGAUCGAUAGACAUUCAUU
Molecule: messenger RNA, 662 nt
Organism: Hibiscus syriacus
Lineage: Eukaryota; Viridiplantae; Streptophyta; Magnoliopsida; Malvales; Malvaceae
Product: casparian strip membrane protein 1-like
Exons: 3
Coding region: 1-606 (201 amino acids)
Source: RefSeq, a predicted model, not a curated record